CCGAAUUACAACGUCAUCAGUGUGCGACCGGACACUUAAAACAAACGCGAUGGCUGAUACUGGAAAUGAGAAAGUUAUCAAGCUUGUUCCUGAGAACCUUCUCAAGAAACGCAAAGCAUAUCAGGCCAUCAAAGCAACUCAAGCUAAACUAGCAUUAGAACAGAAAAGAAAAGUACAAAAGGGAAUUCCUUUGAGGUUUAAGCGCUUGGAGGAUUUUCUUAAACGCAGCAAGAGGAGAUAUCGAGAUGAGUCCCGACUCGCAAGGCUUAGACAGAGACCCCCACCGGCCUUGCCGCCAGUUAAACACAGCCUGGCAUUUGCAGUCCGCAUCAAAGAGAUCAAAGGUGUGAGCCCCAAAGUGAUGAAGGUUAUUCAGAUGCUGAGGUUGAGAAAAAUCUUCAGUGGCACCUUUGUAAAAGUCAGCAAGACGUCUAUAAAAAUGCUCAAGACUGUGGAGCCUUACGUUGCAUGGGGGUUUCCCAACUUGAAAUCUGUCCGGGAGCUGAUAUUAAAAAGAGGGCAGGCAAAAAUUAAUAAGAAAAAGGUUCCUUUGACCGACAAUACAGUUAUUGAGCAGCAUCUGGGAGAAUAUGGGAUCAUCUGUUUGGAGGAUCUUAUCCAUGAAAUCUUCUCUGCUGGAAAGAACUUCAGGGUUGUAAACAACUUCCUGUGGCCAUUCCGUCUGUCAGUACCACGACAUGCUGCUAGAGAUCAAGUUGGAUUAAUGAAAGAUGUUGGACAACCUGGACCCAGAGCUGAGGACAUAAAUUCAAUCAUCAGGAAACUCAACUGAUCUAAUGGACUUUUGGUUUGGACUAUUGGAGUAUUGAGUCUGUUUUUUUUUUGUGCUGUUUGAACUGAAUGUUGAGGUUUCUUCUAAACCAGUAUGUUCAAAUGUUCAGAAAAAAAACAUUUUUGAAAACUCAUUGUAUAAAUGUUGUUUUCUUUGUAAAAAGAAUGUUAUGCAAUAUUUUUAUUAAAUGAAAAAUCCCAGUGUGUAUUUGUUUGUAAAAUGGUCACAGGUCUUCACAUUGAGAACAUAAAAAUUUUGCAUUUAGUAAAAAAUAAGCAUUCAGACUGUUCAUGUACGGGAGAUAGGUAGUGAAGACAUGAAACUGUAUCGAUUAGACACAAUUGAAAAAUAAUAUGUAAUUGGUUAGGUAAUUUCACCAGUUGCAUUAAAACAAUUUUGUAAAAUGGACUGCAAGAUCAAACGCAUAAAUAUACUGAUUAUAGAUUUCUAAAUCUAUGAAUAAAUGAUUUGUAUAGUG
Messenger RNA from Paramisgurnus dabryanus, 1271 nucleotides. It is a transcript of the gene rpl7l1, whose product is annotated as ribosomal protein L7-like 1. The record is from RefSeq and is a predicted model, not a curated record. Gene Ontology annotation, biological process: maturation of LSU-rRNA from tricistronic rRNA transcript (SSU-rRNA, 5.8S rRNA, LSU-rRNA). NCBI's taxonomy places the organism in Eukaryota, Metazoa, Chordata, Actinopteri, Cypriniformes, Cobitidae. Gene Ontology annotation, molecular function: structural constituent of ribosome; RNA binding. Gene Ontology annotation, cellular component: cytosolic large ribosomal subunit.